Molecule: messenger RNA, 669 nt
Organism: Striga asiatica
Lineage: Eukaryota; Viridiplantae; Streptophyta; Magnoliopsida; Lamiales; Orobanchaceae
Source: the annotation of a GenBank genome assembly
AUGACGUGGCAGUCGGGCUCGGUCGGGGGCCCGGCAAGGAAGCCCGAUCUCGCGCAUCGAUAUUGGAUUCCACAGGAAGGAGUUGCCGGUAAUGAUGUUCACGAGGACCAGCCAGCCGUGGCCGGAGCCGAGUAUGCGCUUGCAAUGCAUGAUGGGGAUUUCAGUGGUUUUGCACCGGCGGUCAACGAGACUGUACAAGGACUGUCGGUGGAGAUGGGCGCCGUUCAGGAAUGUGUUAAGCUUCCUGUGGUUCAAGUUCAGGUUCAGGAAUGUCAGGGAUGUCGACCCAAUAGUAUAACGACACAUAGCGUCUCGCAUAACGAAAAGGCAUCAACACGGUUGUGCUCCUCUCCCCCAAGUCUAUACAGAAUUCGGUCGACAUACUCGUUUUCGAGAGGUGCGGCAAAAGCUGCUCCCCAAAUUGUUGAUGAAGAUGGUCCACUCAUCCACACUCUCGAGCUCCACACACUCCACUCGGCGGCCGGCGGCAACCUCCACCCGGAAGACCUUAAACUCCACGCCGUCCUCCAGAUAUUCGCCUCUCAUCAACUUCAUGACGAGCAGGAGUCCCCCGUUUCCCGGCGCCUGGAUGAGGUGGCAGUCGUACGUCUUCACGUUCUUUCUCCUUGCAUAUGGGACUUUUACGGUUCGACCCAACUCGUCCAAUAA